CCGCGCCCAACCCCCGCUCCCCGCCGCCCGGCCCCUAUGGCAGCCGCUCCCCGCCCCGCCGCCGCCCCCCGCAGCCCCGCGCCGCCCCGCCGGGCUCCGCCGCUCGCCGCUCGCUGAGCCGCGCUGCGCCGCCGGCCGGGGCCCCGGGAUGCCCAGCGGUUCCCGGCGCCCCGGGGGCUCGGCGGAGAGUUGAGGGGAGGGAGUCAUGGUGCUCUGCGAGCCCUCCGCGCCCCGGCAGUGCGGCGGCUGGACGCUGUGCGACUGCUGCUGCUGGCUGCUGCUGCCCGCAGCGCUGCUGCUGCUGCUCGCCCGCCCCGACAAGCUGGCGGCCUUCCCUACCUCCCUGAGCGACUGCCAGACGCCCACCGGCUGGAACUGCUCCGGUUACGAUGACAGAGAAAACGAUCUGUUUCUCUGCGACACCAACACCUGUAAAUUCGAUGGGGAGUGUUUGAGGAUCGGAGACAGCGUGACUUGCGUCUGUCAGUUCAAGUGCAACAAUGACUACGUGCCCGUCUGUGGCUCCAAUGGUGACACCUACCAGAACGAGUGCUACCUGAAGCAGGCUGCCUGCAAGCAGCAGAGCGAGAUACUGCUCGUCUCCGAAGGAUCGUGUGCAACCGAUGCCGGCUCAGGAUCUGGGGAUGGAGUCAAUGAAGGCUCAGGUGAAACCAAUCAAAAAGAGACAUCGACCUGUGACAUUUGCCAGUUCGGGGCAGAGUGUGACGAAGAUGCAGAGGACGUUUGGUGUGUGUGCAACAUCGACUGUUCUCAAACCAACUUCAAUCCUCUUUGUGCUUCCGAUGGGAAAUCUUAUGAUAAUGCAUGUCAAAUCAAAGAGGCAUCAUGCCAGAAACAGGAGAAAAUUGAAGUCAUGUCUUUGGGUCGAUGUCAAGACAAUACUACAACAACUACGAAAUCUGAAGACGGGCAUUACGCACGGACAGAUUAUGCAGAGAAUGCCAACAAAUUGGAAGAGAGCGCCCGAGGGAUCUACAUCCCCUGUCCAGAGCACUACAAUGGCUUCUGCAUGCACGGCAAGUGCGAGCACUCCACCAACAUGCUGGAGCCGUCCUGCAGAUGUGAUGCCGGCUAUACUGGACAACACUGUGAAAAAAAGGACUACAGCGUUUUAUAUGUGGUUCCAGGUCCGGUACGAUUUCAGUAUGUCUUAAUAGCAGCUGUGAUUGGAACUAUCCAGAUUGCUAUCAUCUGUGUUGUAGUCCUCUGUAUUACAAGGAAAUGUCCCAGGAGCAACAGAAUCCACAGGCAGAAGCAGAACACGGGGCACUACAGUUCAGACAAUACGACGAGAGCAUCGACAAGUUCUAGUGGCAAUUUUGAGUCUACUGAACUCAGUAGUAGGGUUUUGAGUUGGUCCAAGAUCAGCGACAAUUAUGGAUGUGGGAAAGGUGAAGAAUAAUUUAACCUACAUUGAGGAGGGAUAAAAUAUUUCAAAUCCGGACUCAACUACAUUUCAUCAGCUGCUUUCUCCCAUACCAUCUAUCUUUACUCUCCCAUAGCUUAGGAUGUCCUCGCCUUCUAAAUUAAGUCCCAGCUGAAGGGGAAAUGGAAAUUGUUGGUGACUGUUAUGGGAGUGACAGGGGUAAUUGUCUCCAUCUGGGAGGGAUUAGGCAUCUGACAAGGUGAACCCCAAGAACGUGCAUUGCAGCAUCUCCAACUGGUCUCUGGAGCGAGUGAAAAUUGCUUCCUACUGUUGAUUGAAAAUUAUCAGGUUAAAUAAGUUAAUAACAUAAUAAUAACAGCUGAAAUGCCAGCACAGUUUGUACCUCAUGAACAUGCUGAUAUAAUUUAUUUUUUCAAAGAGAAGGUGAAAACCACUCAGAAAACACCUUAUGAAUAACUUAAUGGGUGACCCUACUCCAUUAAAUGUAAUGAACUCCAAUGUUGUCUAUACCUUGAGUAAACAAGGGCGUGUGUUUUGUCACAUCCACAUCGUGGACAAGGCGCAAAGGUAUUUGUAUGGUACUUCAAAAUCUCCAAAACCCUUCUGAGAAGCAAAUACUGCUCUAGCUUGUGCUCUGAAUGUUGAAGGCAGAGUGAUACUGAAGGGCAGCGAGUGGUCACUCGACUCGUGCUGGAUAGCAUCCUCUGCUGACAGACUGCUGGAUUAAUAACAUAAUUGAUCUAAGAAGCAACUUGCAGUUUGUUGUGCCUCUUCUCCCAAAGAGGCUUUGCGUGAACAAAAGCUGCUCUUGCCAGAAGUUAGGGGUCCCUGUUUUUUGCCCUCGUCAUUUAGGUCUCUGUUGGGCCUGGGGUUACUCAGGAUGCUGGUUCCUGAGUGUGUUUCCAUCUCCUGCCUUCAGCAUUAGCCGGUUCGCUCACAGCAGUUGCCACCGGCCCCACCAGUGACAGCCCACCCCUUCUGGCACCCAGACAUGGGAGAAGCGCUAUUUCUACUCUUUAAUGUGGCUUUUGGUUCCCCCACCCCAGUCUGCUUUAAAGUGAAUCCAUUGCAUGAUGUUCACACGCUCUCAGCUUUUGUCUUGUUCCGGGUUUCUUGAAUUUUUAAAGGUAAUAAAAGGCAAUUGGCAAGA
Coturnix japonica (Japanese quail) is the source of this 2558-nucleotide messenger RNA. RefSeq names its product transmembrane protein with EGF like and two follistatin like domains 2 (gene TMEFF2). The record is from RefSeq and is a predicted model, not a curated record. NCBI's taxonomy places the organism in Eukaryota, Metazoa, Chordata, Aves, Galliformes, Phasianidae. Gene Ontology annotation, molecular function: protein binding.